Molecule: messenger RNA, 3136 nt
Organism: Nothobranchius furzeri (turquoise killifish)
Lineage: Eukaryota; Metazoa; Chordata; Actinopteri; Cyprinodontiformes; Nothobranchiidae
Source: RefSeq, a predicted model, not a curated record
GAAAACAUUGCUGACCUAUUUUUGGUUUAAAAAAUUCAAAUACGUAAUUUCACAGAAUAAAAAUUCCACAUCAUAAAUUCAGUGCCUAAAAAAGUCCUAUUCUAGUGAUGCUGUAUUUAUUCCAUCAAACAGCAAAUACAGGCUUUAGCCAUCAGGUAUGUGAGUCUAUAUUUAACCAUUAUCAGCUGCCACAGUGUGAGUGUGCAGUUUACCAGAGCCGGCCCGGACCAAUCAGCAGCUGGAGAUGAGUGACAAGAGGAUGGGUGAAGGCUCCUUUGCAGCAGCUGAAAGAAGAUCAUUGAAAAAGGAGUAUUUCCCAGAAGUGACCUCAUCUCACCCACUCUCAGCAGAGCUGGUUAUCAAAUAGGCUCAGAGCCGUAACGGUCCACAAAAAGGAAGUACAGAAAUAAAAACGGAGGAAGGGGCGAGGAGAUGGAGAGGGUGAUGAAGUGAAGACAGCUGCUGGGAGCGUGUCAGUGAGGAUGGGUGAAAGGAGCAGAAGAAUGAUCAUGGUGUUUCUGCUGGUGGGAAUUUCAGUUUUCUCAGCAGAGGGCCAAACUCAGCUGGACGUGUGCUCAUCCUGCCACGCUAACGCCACAUGUGAGGACAAGCCGGACGGAUCCGGAAAAGUUUGCAACUGCAAGUACGGAUUUGUUGGAAACGGAAGAACCUUCUGUCAAGACAAAGACGAGUGCCAAAUAGGGGCCAAUAAGAUCUGUGGCCUACACACCACGUGCCACAACACCUACGGCAGCUACUACUGCACCUGCCUGUCUGGCUACAGCCCUUCUAACAGCAUGAAUGUCUUCAUCCCAAAUGAUGGAACCCACUGCCAAGAUGUAAAUGAGUGCAUGAUCACAGGGCUGUGUGGAGAGGGAGGUCAGUGUAGGAACACAGAGGGUAGCUUUGACUGCAGCUGCCAGGUGGGAUACCGAAUUCACAACGGAGCGGAGCCUUUUCACCCACAGAGAGACCAAGCAUCCUGCAAAGAGGUGGACUGUGGCCCACCAGCUGCAGGAGAGGACACGGCCGUGCUGUCUGUCUCUGGGACUACGUACGGCAGUGUGGUCACGUUCACCUGUGAUGAAGGCUUUGUGUGGAGGAGGGGAGACAACAGAUCUGUGUGUGGAGCUGAUGGGAUAUGGAGAGGAGCCACUCUGGUCUGUGAAGAGAUCUUGUGUGGAAAUCCUCCUUUGAUUGAAUUCACUGAGCAGGGGUGGAACCAUGACUCAGCUCCUGGAAGCGUUGUGGUUUAUGUCUGUAAAAAUGGUUUUUAUAGUAAAGGAGGAUCUAAUGAAUCCAUCUGUAAUAAAAACGGUCUCUGGACUCCUGUAACUUUGUCCUGUCAAGAGAUGCUCUGUGGAGGCCCCCCCGCUGUGCUCCACACCGUGCAGGUGUGGACUGGCAGCUCCACCCCUGGAAGCACAGUGGCUUACUUCUGUAAAACAGGAUUUUAUCAUCAUGGGGGUAGAAAUGUGUCCGUUUGCACACCUAACGGUUACUGGACACAGCCUGACAUUUUGUGUAAAGAGGUUGACUGUGGAGAGCCUUUACCCAUCCCUCACUCAGCCAUGCUGUGGGACAAACGCUCCACUCUGGGCUCUCAGGUUGUUUAUAAAUGUGACCACGGAUUCGCGAGCGUUGGAGAAGGAAACAGAUCAGUCUGUGCUGCCAACGGAGAGUGGGUCCGAGCUUCUCUGUCCUGUCAAGAAAUCAGUUGUGCAGAGCCCCUUUCCAAGCUGCAUGCUCAAAUGUUUUGGGACGGCACGUCACACAUUGGCAGCGUGGUCUAUUACCAGUGUGAGGAAGGAUUUUACACCAGAGGCCUGAUAAACCGCUCAGCAUGUGGAGAAAAGGGAUUGUGGGAGGAGGUUGAUCUUUGGUGUGAAGAAGUAAACUGUGGUCCCCCAAAGGUUUUCCCAAACACUAACCUCCUGUGGGACGGGAACAGCUCAGCGGGCAGUGUUGUUCUGUAUGAGUGUGCAGAAGGAUUUUUCCAGGAGAGCGGGAAUAAUGUUUCAGCAUGUUUGCUAUCGGGAGAGUGGGGGGCGAUAUCUGUAAAGUGUACAGCUAAAUGUGGCCCGAUUCCCAUCCUCGCUAACUCAGAGGUAGUGUGGCAUAACAGGAGUGUUGUGAUCCAUCGCUGUGCAGCAGGCUACCGCAGCUGGAGGGGCAGUAAUGUGUCUGUGUGUGGCAGCUCUGGAGAGUGGAGGAGAGCUUCCCUCAGAUGCAUCAAAAUGUUGCCACCUAUCAGUGACCUUGUGGUUUUUAAUGAAAACUGUCUGCAGUGGAAAGCAGGAAAGUAUGAAGAAGAUACAGAAGUUUACAAGGUGACUUAUGUUGGAAUCAGAGAUUACCAAAGAACCUUUCAAGACAAAGGAAAACACUUCCUGAGGUCUAAAUCUGAUCAGCUGACACUUUGCCUGCAACUGCUUCCAGUAACAAACUACAGCAUAUCAGUGACCGCAGCAUCAGCCAGAUUCAUGGCCGCCAUCACCACCAACACCAGUCUAACAGAGCCUCCAGCGCCAAUUGUCUUUUACACAGAAUUUGAGACUCCAAACCCAACUUUGAGGCUACAGAGAUCACCCAAUACAUUGGAUCCACUAAGUUUGUACCAAAUCUUUGUGCUCCCUGUUGAGGGCAUCAUGGAGUUUGACUGCUCCUCUCCUACAAGCUUAGACCUUGCUACCAAAUUAAAGCCCCCAGCAGAGUACAUCACUGCCCAGCUCCACGUCCAAAGUGUUGGACUAAAUCUGGACUUUACUAUAGGGGAUGGUGUCCUCUAUGGAGGCUUCUAUAAUGAACCACUGGAGAGUGGCAGAACCUAUUAUAUCAUCAUACGAGCUGUCAGUCAAUGGAAAACGGACUCAAAAAGUUGCUGUGUUCUGUGGGCUAAAGUAGCAGGUGCAUCAUACAUUCUGAGAGCUUCAUUGUUGUCUGCUGCUGCGUUUAUAGGACUGGUUGCCAUGGUUAUACUGGCGGGAUACAGUUUCAUCUGGUGCACCAAGAGGACUUAGUUCUCCUCAGUGCUGAUGUUUCCCUUCAGUGGUGACAGACAUUUAUAUUUUGAACUGUACAUUCUGUAAAUAACUAAAAUAGAUGAAAAAGGUUGUAAUAAAUGUAUGUCAUUGUC